Messenger RNA from Agelaius phoeniceus (red-winged blackbird), 2546 nucleotides. RefSeq names its product protein CEPU-1. The record is from RefSeq and is a predicted model, not a curated record. NCBI's taxonomy places the organism in Eukaryota, Metazoa, Chordata, Aves, Passeriformes, Icteridae.
CUCUUCCUGCGCUUUGCUCCGGGAAAACGCUGGAUUUUAAACCUUUCCCUGCCCGGCAGUGAGUGGGGAAGGAGAAGGAAAACCAUGGCCCAGGCCAAAAUGCACCACCCCGUCUCUUGGGUGAUCUUCGCCGGGAUGGCCGCGCUCCUCCUCCCCCAAGGAGUGCCCGUGCGCAGCGGAGAUGCCACCUUCCCCAAAGCCAUGGACAACGUGACAGUGCGGCAAGGGGAGAGCGCCACGCUCAGGUGCUCCGUGGACAACCGGGUGACCCGGGUGGCCUGGCUGAACCGCAGCAGCAUCCUCUAUGCCGGCAAUGACAAGUGGUGCUUGGACCCUCGGGUGGUGCUCCUGGCCAACACCAAAACCCAGUACAGCAUCCAGAUCCAGGAUGUGGAUGUGUAUGAUGAGGGCCCCUACACCUGCUCCGUGCAGACAGACAAUCACCCCAAGACAUCGCGUGUCCAUCUCAUCGUGCAAGUGUCUCCAAAAAUCACCGAGAUCUCUUCUGACAUCUCCAUCAACGAGGGCGGCAACGUCAGCCUCACCUGCAUAGCCACGGGCAGGCCAGACCCAACAAUCACCUGGAGACACAUCUCACCCAAAGCCGUGGGCUUCAUCAGCGAGGAUGAGUACCUGGAGAUCACGGGAAUCACGCGGGAGCAGUCGGGAGAGUACGAGUGCAGCGCCUCCAACGAUGUCUCAGCGCCCGUCGUCCAGCGAGUCAAAGUCACCGUCAACUACCCUCCGUACAUCUCGGAUGCCAAGAGCACAGGGGUGCCGGUGGGGCAGAAGGGCAUCCUGCUGUGUGAGGCCUCCGCCGUCCCCUCUGCCGACUUCCAGUGGUACAAAGAUGACAAGCGACUGGCUGAAGGACAGAAAGGGCUGAAAGUGGAGAACAAAGCCUUCUUCUCCAGACUGACCUUCUUCAACGUCUCUGAGCAGGACUAUGGCAACUACACCUGCGUAGCCUCCAACCAGCUAGGGAACACCAACGCCAGCAUGAUCCUCUAUGAAGAGACAACUACUGCUCUGACACCCUGGAAAGGCCCUGGAGCAGUGCACGACGGGAACAACGGCGCGUGGCGGCGAAGCAGCUGCGCGUGGCUGCUGCUCCUCCCGCUCGCCCACCUCGCCCGCCAGUUUUGACCCGAGAGCCGGCCCGCGGAGUAGCGGCAGCGACGACCACGGCCAGCGAGCGCAAGCAGAAAGGAGAGGAAGAAAAGAAGAAGAAAAAGAAGAAGUGUUCACCGUUUCCGAAAAUAAUCAUAAGAAUUGAGAGAGUAUCCGGCCAGGCCACCUGGGGGAGGGGGAGAGAGGAAAAACACGCAAAAAAAAAAAAAAAAAAAAAAAAAACCACAACGGGAAUUUGGAAUGGAGAGAAAAGGGAAAAAAUUAAUAAUCCAAGGCUUCCUGCUGAAGAUGCAAUGCGACUGAGUCUUUUUCUUUUCACCCUAUUUUUUUUUUUUGUCCCCUACCACUUUUUCCCCCUGUUUUUGUUGUUCUCUGCCACGGGCCAGCGUGGAGGAUGGACGGGGCCAUCAGAGUGUGGCACUUGUCCCCUGCCCUGUCCUCUUCACUGCCGCCACCCGCCUGCUCCCUCCCGUGGGACCCUCCAUCCAGACACACGGGUUUUCUCCUUUGCCAAGAUUUCCCCGUCUUCUCAUGGACUGUGCCGCCAUUUGUGUUUCAGAAUAUAUAUACAUAUAUAUAUAUAUAUAUCUCCAUGUAUACAUAUAUAUAUGUAUAGAUAUAUAGAUCUUCAACAGUUACCACACCACCAUGAAAGGAAAGGGAGGAAGGAGACCGGCGUCGAGCCACGCUUUCAUCGUACCAUCCGCGGACAUCGUGAAUGAUAAGGGAUUCUGAGUCAUGGUUAAUUUUAUUAAUUGUAUUUUCUGAUACGAGCCUAGAACUCUUAGUUCCUAAAAAACAGAAAUGCAAAAAAAAGAGGGAGAAAAAAAAGAAAAAAAAAGAUGAAAAAAAAACAAUCCAGGAGAGGGGGAGCAAGCGGAGAGAAGUUUGUUUGCCGAGGAGGCGACCAGCCAAGGAGGUUUGUGAGCCCGGCGAGGAGGAUGAGGAGGAGGUCUGUGCUGAAACACCCCCAAAACCGGCCCAAAAGCGGUCGUCUGGACAGUUCCUGCCGAGGGCACAGACGACACUCGCCGCGCGUUGAGGUGGAGGGAGAUACUGAAUCUUUUUAUGGGAUAUAUAUAUACAGUAUAUAUAAAUAUACAUAUAUAUAUAUAUAUAAUUUUCUUUUUUGUUAGAGUUCUAGCCACAGUUCCCAGCAGGGUCCUUCCGCUGCCAUUACUGCAUGCUGUAUAUGGAGUUAGGUGUGUAUCGGUUCUCAACGAGACAAGUGUCUCGGUCACACAUCCCUGAACCCCCUCGCCUUUCCACCCUCGGGUCACCGGGGACAAAAGGUCGCAGGGGACCAGGGCCCCUCUCUGUCGCUUUUUGCCGCGUGGCCCCGGCCUUUUCGCGGUGGAAUAAAGCGAGCUGAGGGACAGAGGGAGAUCUAUAUAGCUCAGUUUUAUAUAUUUUUA